AUGUUCGUUGCUCUGGCGGGCGGACCGGCGCGCUCACCACUACGACACGUCGAGCCUGUCAUGGAGCAAGUACCUGCUUACCCAGUAGCCAAAACACCGAGCGAGUCGCUCUCUCCAAGCUAUGAGUCUUCGUAUUCUGUAGAAGGUCCAUCAGCGGGGAGAGGAGCGAGUCCUGAGCCUCCGGGUACCGGUGGUGGCUACCUUCCCCGCGACUGGGAAUACCAGCAGCGCAACAAGGAGACGACCGCUUUGAGCUUUAGUGAACAAGCACCAGAUGCGGAUCAUGAGAGCGUGGCGUCUCAAAACAGGACACAACGCGAGGCGGUGCAAACGCAUGGGCGGAGUGAGACGUCACGAAGCGAUACGGGGAAUUGGUAUCUCACCGAGGACGCCAUGGAGUAUUCGGACACUGAAGAUGCUGCAGACUACCGCAGCGGAGGCUACCAUCCGAUCCAGAUCGGAGACGCACUGAAAAACGGACGGUAUAUUGUGCUUCGCAAACUUGGCUGGGGCCAUUUCUCCACCGUCUGGCUAUGCUGGGAUGAGGAGCGAUCUGGGCUGGUUGCGCUCAAGAUCCAAAAAUCAGCCCGACACUACACCGACGCGGCACGGGAUGAGAUCGCUCUGUUGGCAACCAUUAGAGAGAAGGCGCCCUUGCGCGGAACACCUGUUGUCACUUUCCUGGAUCACUUUGAGUUGAUCGGGCCGAAUGGGCGACAUAUAUGUUUGGUGUUCGAGGUUCUGGGACGCAGUCUUCUCUCGCUUAUUCGGUAUCACGGCUAUCGUGGGGUGCCGCUCCCCAUCGCCAAACGCGUUAUCGUGCAUUUACUUGAAGCGCUCGAUUUUUGCCAUCGUGAUUGCGGGAUUAUCCACACCGACGUCAAACCAGAGAACUGCUUAUUUGUGCCUCCACGUGAAGCAACGGUAGAGCUAGCCGGACAAGCAAUUUCGGAGGCUUUGUCUAUGUUCGAACAACGAUAUGGACCUAUACUGCAUUCGUUUGAGGGCCAGCGAUCCUCGAACGCGCAAGUGGAUCUCUCGGAUGUGGCAUCCAAUUCCAAGCCAAAGCUCGUGCUGGAUACACCAAACGCGAAGCGCCCACAGUCCGAGCCCGAUGCACUGUGCGCACCAACGUUUGCUGAACCGGAGCGAGCUUGCAAACCGAAAAGCGAGGGCAUGCCUCCGUUUCGAGCGUGUGCUGCAGUCGCGGACCGGCUUCAGACUCAGAUAUCUGAUCAAGUGCAGUCCGGUCUUACGGAGGAACUGAUCACGUGCAACGAGGACUCGGAUCCUGCUCGUAUACGCAAGACCUAUAAUGCUCUCCGUGCAGCGCUGAACACUGUGGACGCUGAAGUCGCGUCUCAGCGGGACUUGCAAAGUCAAUCGACUGAGCUGAUCCACGCCAGAACCCAAUUCUCGGGUGAAGGGCCUACGCUCACAUCGGCAAGUCUCUCAUCGAUAUCUGAACAGUCACAGGCUUCAUCUUCAAACGCGUCUAUGAAGUUCACCAAGGAUGCGCACGGGGGCGUCGUGUCGCGCUUGGCCUACCUGAAAGAGAAAGAUCCCAUGCGGAUGCAGCAGGCGGACGAUGCGGCAACAGCUUGCAGCGUUGAUUCGGGAUAUGGGGCACUUUCCACGAUGACAACAACGGCAGCGGCGGAUCGAAUGAAACCAAGUGCAGCACAACAGUUGGCGACCGUGAAGCACCCAGGGGGAGCUCGCACCGAGAACGGCGUCGCGGCGCUCAGCGGGUGUACGUUCAACGUAGAGCCGACACGCCCGCUGGCAUGGCACGGCUGGGAGACCAACAGCCGGGUUAAACUGGUCGAUUUCGGGAACGCGUGCUGGACUGACAAGCAUUUCACGGAGGAUAUCCAGACCCGCCAAUACCGUUCUCCAGAGGUCAUUCUGGGUGCAGGCUUCGAUGCAUCAGCGGAUAUCUGGUCAUGCGCUUGUGUGCUCUUCGAGCUUUUGACGGGAGAUUUUCUUUUCGAUCCGCACUCUGGCCGAAGCUUUUCCCGAGACGACGACCAUUUGGCACUCAUGAUGGAGCUGCUGGGUCCGUUUCCCAGGUCGCUGCUGGAUCGAGGCAAGUAUUCUGGUGAGUAUUUCACAAAAGACGGGGCGCUGCGGAAAAUUAAGAGCUUACACUUUUGGAGCCUCUCGGACUUGCUUCGAGAAAAGUACAAGUUUUCGCGACACGAGGCGGAGGAAAUUGCAAUGUUCCUGGAGCCGAUGCUAAGGCUCGAGCCAAUGCAGCGCGCAACUGCGGCCCAGUGUCUGCAGCACCCGUGGCUCUCUGACGUUUACGCAGGCGCAGCUCGGCAGGGAAUGUGCGCAGCAUUGGCGGUAACGGCGACGACGCACACGAGCAGCAUAUCUCCUGAAACGCAGAACAAGUCCGCAGAUGGAAACGACAGUGCUGCUGCCGCUGCAAUCACUGAACAACGUGUUACGCAACUCGCUGUCAACGUGUCUUCAGCAUUGGACCUGGGCCCGUCUUCCGCUGCGUCGAGCUCUCGCGGAAGCAUCACCUCGCCAGAAGCUGCAGAGCGGCGCACGCCGGAAUCCCUUCGCCAGCGACUUGCUGUGCGGCAACAUUCGAACUACGCACCAUCACAGACCAUAUUUGAUAAGCGGUGUUCGUCACUUGGCCGACAGUCUGCGGGAUGUCUCUGA
Cyanidioschyzon merolae strain 10D is the source of this 2679-nucleotide messenger RNA. RefSeq names its product serine/arginine-rich protein specific kinase. Lineage: Eukaryota; Rhodophyta; Bangiophyceae; Cyanidiales; Cyanidiaceae. Bases 1 to 2679 code for a protein of 892 amino acids. The transcript has a single exon. Gene Ontology annotation, biological process: regulation of mRNA processing; protein phosphorylation; spliceosomal complex assembly. Gene Ontology annotation, molecular function: ATP binding; protein kinase activity. The record is from RefSeq and is a predicted model, not a curated record.